AAAUAUAACAUUGCAUUUCAUGUCAGGCUCAGGGGCGGAUAAAAUGUAAGACCUACCCUUAAGGGUACAGCCUAACCAGCUAGUGGUUCUACCUUUAUAUUUAACAUGAUAUUCAGUGUUCAUAUUACUAACAUGCAACGAGGCUUAUUCUGUUCAACUUUAACUUUAUUGUUUUCAUUAUCAUUGGUUAAAACAUCACCAUAACUGUCCACUAAUUUAUUUAAACCCCACUGUAUGUUGUAAUAUGGUAUGUCAACGAUAGGCUAAUAGCUAGCAUAUAAGUAAUAUUUUAUUAAAUUGACCUGCAUAAUCACAAAGCCGGUGACGGGGUGGAUCGUUUCCACUGUCUACAUUGGCAUAUCGGAAUCAGAUAAAUGUGACUCCUGAGAGAUUUAACUUCCAAUAUAAUUGUGGAGACACUUUGAGGAAUUGAUUCAAACGUAGAGCACAAAUUAAAGUUGAAUCAACAGCAACGUCUCCGUGAGAUCCCUCCGCCUAAUUGACUCUCAGUGUGAGCCGCUGCACCUGUCUCCACGCUGCUUGUCCCUCCGCCGCCGCUGGCCGCAUCAUCUCCUCCCGCAGAGCCGAGUGGAGCAGCAGUGUUUCUCCCCUCCAGCCUCUGCUUUAUGUGUGUGACGGCUUCUCAAACCCGGCGGGGAUAUUUCAUCGAUGCUCUCUACCUAAUGUGACAAUUUUAUACAACUGCUUGAAAUACCUGCUGAAGCAAUGGGAGCCUUUGGAGUGAUAAUAGGGAUUUUACAGUAUGCGGGAGUUUAUAUUCAACUUAACGCGGCUCUCAACGCCGGACACGGAGAGGUGGAUAAUCACAUCUCUGGAAAUGCUCUCUUUACAGAGGUGCCACACGACAUCACGACACGGAGCGGUGAGGACGUGGAGAUGGCUUGUUCCUUCCGUGGGGCGGGCUCUCCCUCCUACUCCCUGGAGAUCCAGUGGUGGUACAUCAAGGACCACAGAGACUGGCAAGAGAAACCUGGGCAGAUCACUAAUAGUGUUGUACCCCUGGAGGAAACAUCCAAAGAUGCCACCAAAAUUAGUGUUGUAAAAGUGGCCGGCAGCAACAUCUCCCACAAGCUCCGCCUCUCCAGCGUCAAGCCGUCAGACGAGGGCACGUACGAGUGUCGUGUCAUUGACUUCAGCGGCACCGUGGCGCAGCACCACCGUGUUCGCGCCUACCUCCAGGUAGAGCCUGAGAGGAGUCAGCGGUCGGAUGACGUGAAGCUGCAGGACCCGGGGUAUCUGUCACAGGGCGACCAUCCGCACCCCCAUCACCAAGCAGAGGGACGGGAUCUGAAGAGGAGGUCAGCUGGCAGCAGCACUGACUGUAAUGAGAGCUGUGUACUGUAGAGUGGGCAGAGUCUGUCUGUCUGUCUGCAUGUUCACGACUUUUCUCGAAAGAUGGACGUCAUCCACACGCACGUCACCACAGAGUAGAGGCGUCAGACAUAACCGGACCCCCUGUGUUUCCCGGUUUGUUUGUCUAUCAUUGUUAUUGCUGUUUGGAUGCUAUUGAAUGCAAAGAAAGGGCACGAUUUUAUUGACACUACAUACAGUUGUGUUCUCUUUGUUGCUUUGUUUGUGUACGUUUGCGUUAAUGUGACAUUAAGGCUGUUUUUUUGUUAUUUUAUCUGAGCAGGACUCUUACAGUAGCCGAGCACCCAGAACUUUUUCUCACAGAGUAACCGUACACGGCAGUGGAGUGUCAGGAUGGAUAUCAUAAAUAAUAAUUCACUGAUACAGACACAGAACAGAACAUUUCCUCUGCAAUGUGCCAACUCUACUGUCUUUUACCAUAAGAUAUACCAAAAACUGCAGUAUUUCGAUGUAAAUGCUUUCUAAUGAGUAAAAAAAAGCCUUUUUCAUUCAUCUGAAGACUUUUCAAAUUGCGUUGUUUCCUUCAUGAAAUCUUUGUUUAAAUGCUAUCUGUAUUGUAGCUUUCUCCACCACAGCAGCAUUUGUCAGAAUAAAAAAUGUAUGAAUUUAUCACAUAAAGAUAAUAUAGAAAUUCUUGUGUAUAUUCACACUAGACUUUUACUGCUAUCAUUUAAGUUUAAUCUGUGCUACUUAAUCAAAUGACUCAAUACACAACUACGGUAUACUUAUCACUCC
Messenger RNA from Scatophagus argus, 2127 nucleotides. RefSeq names its product V-set and transmembrane domain containing 2 like (gene vstm2lb). The record is from RefSeq and is a predicted model, not a curated record. Bases 727 to 1365 code for a protein of 212 amino acids. The transcript has 4 exons. Lineage: Eukaryota; Metazoa; Chordata; Actinopteri; Scatophagidae.